Polypterus senegalus (gray bichir) is the source of this 3405-nucleotide messenger RNA. It is a transcript of the gene ddhd2, whose product is annotated as DDHD domain containing 2. NCBI's taxonomy places the organism in Eukaryota, Metazoa, Chordata, Cladistia, Polypteriformes, Polypteridae. Gene Ontology annotation, molecular function: protein binding; metal ion binding; triacylglycerol lipase activity. The record is from RefSeq and is a predicted model, not a curated record. The transcript has 18 exons. Gene Ontology annotation, cellular component: COPII-coated ER to Golgi transport vesicle. Bases 73 to 2616 code for a protein of 847 amino acids.
CUGUCAACUCGCAGGCGGAGCGGCCUGUCACACCGAAGCCGUGAACUGAACGGUAAGGUAACGGUGAGUGGCAUGAGCUCGAGGUGGGGCGAGCAGUCGGGGCAACCCCGACGCGGGGCCCAGGAUGAAGAACAGAAGCAUCCCAAUAAAUGGCGUGAAAAGAGGUCGGAAUGUGUCAUCCCGUCUGCGGAUGACACAAAUCUUCCUCGGAUCCCUGGUUUUCAAGGAGAUGGUCCCAUAGUGGUUGGAACAUCCGAGGAUCCUUCAGCUGCCAACAUGUUGGCACUGCCAUUCUGCAAACAUCCUGGUGACACAGAAUCCCCUCAACAAAGUUUGUGUAAUUCAGAUGAGCUGUCAGAACAUGAAGUAAAAGAAGAUGGCAAUCCUAUUAAAAAACCUAACUCCAGUAAAACCAGUCACGAUCAGACUGCAGCACGCGUGGUACCUGACCAGAUGUCGACUGCAGAGCACUAUGAGGCAUCACCCUCAUCAAGCAGCUCAUUUGAGUUUGUUGACAUAGACGCAAUCCUCUCUUCAUAUGAACCUGUACGCCCUCACUGGUUUUACUGCAAACAAACGGAUUUCAAAGACACUUGGGUGCCAUUUAGUAAAGAAGAUUCACAGAAGCUUGAGGAAGCAUUUAACUCUGCAGUAGAAGGCUCAGAGAAGGUAAUUGUUUCUACGGAGGGAGGACGAUAUGAUGUGCACCUGGCAGACAGAAAGCAGUACCCGGUGUACUGGGAGCAGGCAGUCUCGGAGGUCAGAAGGUGCAGCUGGUUUUACAAAGGUGACAAGGACAAGUUCAUUCCCUACCUUGAAGACAUAAGUGACCAGCUGGAGGAACAUUAUAUGAUUGCUGUGACUCAAGAUGAAUGGAGAAAAAAAGUCGAGCUUCCAACAGGAGAGACAUUUAUUCUCCAUAACCCAAAGCUCAUCAUGCAGUAUCAGCCCAUGGGGUUUCAAGAUGAAUGGGGCUCAUCUCCAAUAGAGCAGAGUCGCCCCAGAACAGUGAAAAGAGGAGUUGAGAAUAUUACUGUGGAGAUUCCUGAAGGAGAACCAGAAAAGGUGGACCACUUGGUGUUUAUGGUUCAUGGGAUUGGACCAGCAUGUGAUCUUCGUUUUAGAAGCAUCAUUCAGUGUGUGAAUGAUUUUAGGAGUGUUUCACUAUGCCUGCUGCGGACUCACUUCCGAAAAGACAAUGACCAGCAGGAGAUUGGAAGAGUGGAGUUCUUACCGGUUAAUUGGCACAGUGCCCUCCAUGGAGAUGCCACAGGAGUUGAUAAGGAUAUUCAGAGAAUUACAUUGCCCAGCAUCAGUAGACUCAGACACUUCACAAACGAUACACUUCUAGACUUGUUCUUUUACAACAGCCCCACCUACUGUCAGACAAUUGUGGAUACGGUAUCCUCAGAGAUUGAUCGACUGUACAGACUUUUCCUUCAGAGAAAUCCUGGAUUCAGUGGUGGUGUUUCCGUGGCAGGCCACAGCCUAGGUUCUCUCAUACUCUUUGACCUUCUCACCAAUCAGAAGAAUGCAGAAAGUCACAAAAAUCCUCAGGUAAAUGUGGCAGGCAUUUCCAUUAAGGAGAACGUUCAUAAUCUCGAGGAGGCCCUUCAAAGUAUUGGUUUGUCUGAAUACACUUCAGUAAUACAGAAGGAACAACUUGACAUGGAAUCUUUGGCCCUGUGUACAGAAAAUGACUUAAAAGAGAUUGGCAUUCCUUUGGGACCUCGGAAAAAGAUAAUGAGCUUUGUGAAGAAGCAAGCAAUGCAGCAGGAGUGCUUUUCUGCGGAGCAGCAGCCUUCAUCUGGCGGUCAGCACCUCAGAACUGUUCUGGACACAACAGAGACCCAAACUAUCAAUGCUGGUGUACAGCCUGUCACUCGGACCCUGUCAAUGAGCAGUGUCAGUCCUGUUGAUUAUGAGUACUUCGAUGUGGGCAUUGGACAGGUUUCCAUCAAUUACCCACAGUUAGCCUUUGAACCCGUAACAUUCUUUGCAUUUGGCUCUCCAAUCGGCAUGUUCCUUACAGUGCGGGGACUCAAGAGAAUAGACCCGAACUACAGCUUCCCAACAUGCAAAAAUUUUUUCAAUAUCUAUCACCCGUUUGAUCCUGUAGCUUACAGAAUUGAACCCAUGAUUGUACCAGACAUGGAGUUUGAACCAAUGCUAAUUCCACACCACAAGGGCAGAAAGAGAAUGCAUCUUGAGCUGAAGGAGAGCCUGACCCGUAUGAGCACAGAUCUCAAGAAUAACGUACUGGGCUCGCUGCGUACUGCCUGGCAGUCAUUCACUCGCAUCCCUGUGCCAGCACUGCCCACGGUGGCCGAUGGCGACACUCUACCUGAAGCUGCCACCCAAGAGAGUGAAGUGGUGAAAGAAGAGCCAUGUCUGCCUUUAAAGGAGACCGAACAAAUGAACAUCAAGACUGGCUUGCUGAAUGGAGGCCGCCGGAUUGACUAUGUCCUGCAAGAGAAGCCGAUUGAGAGCUUUAAUGAGUACCUGUUUGCCCUGCAGAGCCACCUGUGCUACUGGGAGUCCGAGGAUACAGCCUUGCUGAUUCUGAAGGAGAUUUAUCAGAGACUGGGAAUCUGUUUGGAGAAUGUGCAGCAAUAGCGGCUGUAGAUGUCGUCCUCUGCUGCUUUUGAGGGCUGAUGAAAAAGCAGAUCUGCUAAAUUCUUUCAUCUUGUCAGUGCCCAUCUUUUACCGCCCUAAAACCCAUCAUCAGCAUUUUAUACUGGAGUCUGGGCACCAAGGAUUUACAGCCCACUUCACUGGAAAUGCUGAAGGCCGCAUACAGGUGAUCUGAAAAGGGCAGCCACAAAGCGUACUACAGCAUACCAGAUAAGCAUCAGGCAAAGAGAAUGGAAAGUAAUAACCAAAACGUUUUUUGUAAUGUCAUUUCAGUCAAUGAAAAAAAUAAUGUGUAUGUUUUUAAGUAGUUUCAUCAUUUAUUUUUCUACAAAAUCUGCACAUUGCAGGCUGCUGGAGUUAAACCGGCAGGAAAGAGUCGAUUGGGCAGAUUCCAUUUGCCAAGCUUAGCAAUGAAAGAAAUACCAAAGGAAAACGGAUGUAAACUCUUUUCGUGCUGCUAGUUUUGAGAGCAAAUCUAGUCAACGGAGGACAAUGUAUACAUGAAUUCAUUGUACUAAACUGCUUUCUGAAGAAACAUUGUUCAGCUCCAAAUGGUCUCCCUAAUUAUACAGUCGAUGCAGACUCCAGAUACUGGCUCAGUAUAUCAUAUUUCAUUAUGAAAUGCAGCUCACUCCUCUCUGCUUUGGGCUUGCUAACAAUCUGCACCUUAAAGUGUUAUCAAUGAUUUUUAGAUGUGGCAAGGAUACUGUGAAAGGUUUGCACUUUAUAUGUACAUAAAUAAAAAGGUAUUUACAUUUUUUAUUAACUGAC